Molecule: messenger RNA, 270 nt
Organism: Echinostoma caproni
Lineage: Eukaryota; Metazoa; Platyhelminthes; Trematoda; Plagiorchiida; Echinostomatidae
Source: the annotation of a GenBank genome assembly
CCUGUAAAGCCUCGCAACGCUCCGGGAGCUGCACUGCGCGUGCGUUCCGUAUCCUCAGAAAGUGCAAGCGAAAUUGGUAUUGAUGCAUCAUCAGUUGCCGGCUUCACUGUAAAUCCAGACUUCUACACGCAUCGUGCGCAUCGUGGUGAUCAACCAACCGAUCGUAUCGAGGAGGAUUCUGAGCGUCAGUUUGUCAAAAUGAAGGCACACCGCCAACUUCCUUCAGGGAGCUUUAUGAAUCUUGUUCUGGGAGUUGUUAGCGAACUUUAG